Sporothrix schenckii 1099-18 is the source of this 1587-nucleotide messenger RNA. RefSeq names its product Acyl-CoA-dependent ceramide synthase. Gene Ontology annotation, cellular component: membrane. Gene Ontology annotation, molecular function: sphingosine N-acyltransferase activity. The transcript is spliced from 3 exons. The coding region runs from base 1 to 1587 and encodes 528 amino acids. NCBI's taxonomy places the organism in Eukaryota, Fungi, Ascomycota, Sordariomycetes, Ophiostomatales, Ophiostomataceae. The record is from RefSeq and is a predicted model, not a curated record. Gene Ontology annotation, biological process: ceramide biosynthetic process.
AUGGCCGCCGUUGCCAGCAGCGCCCGGCCGACUGCCGUGCCCCUGCCACCGCAUCUGAAGCGGGCCGCGAGCAAACCGACGGCCAGCACCAAUGGCAAAUCCAACGACGACCUGCCCACGCCGGUGUUCAAGACGCAGACGUCCAGCAACGCUCUGCCUCAGCGCCGCAAGCGAAAACAGGAGACGCCCGUAAUGCAAUUUACACGCUGGCUGGUGAACAACCAAACAGGCCUCUCUGCCAACCUCUUUGCCCUCCUUUUCCUCACACACACGCUGUUCCCCCGCGCGCGCGUUCAUACUACCAAGUUCUUCACGCUGUCCUAUUUCAACCCGGCCACCGGCAACUACAACCUCGGCAGCGACGACGUGCCCCUUAUCCUGUUCCUCGUCGUCUUCUUCACCGGCUUGCGCUCCAGCACCAUGGACUACGUUCUGGCUCCCUUUGCCCGCAGCCAGGGCCUCUACAGGAAGAAGCCCAUUACCCGCUUCGCCGAGCAGGCCUGGCUCGUCAUUGUCUACACCGUUUUCUUCCCCCUUGGCGUCUACCUCUACUACAACUCGCCGUACUUUUUGAACAUGAAGAACCUGUGGACGCACUGGCCGGGACGCGAGAUGCCCGGGCUCCGCAAGGCCUACAUCCUCGUCCAGCUGGCCUUUUGGCUGCAGCAGAUCAUCGUCAUCAACAUUGAGGAGCGCCGCAAGGACCACUGGCAAAUGCUCACCCACCACUUUGUCACCGUGUCGCUGAUUGCAGCAUCCUACCGCUACCGCCACACGCCUGUCGCCAACGUGAUCCUCAUCCUCAUGGACAUUAGCGAUUUCUUCCUUCCGCUCGCCAAGUGCCAAAAGUACCUGGGCUACACCAAUAUCUGCGACGUCACGUUCGGCGCCUUUAUGCUCAGCUGGUUUGUCUGCCGCCACGUCUUCUACUCCAUGAUCUGCUACUCCGUCUGGGCUCAGACUCCCCAGAUUAUGCCGGACGGCUGCUUCAAGGGCGUCGCGGCUGGUGCUGGUGCGGCCGGCGCCGUCGGCAGUGGAAGCCCGCUGGGCGUUCCCGUCGGAGCCGACGAAAUCUCGUCGCUCACCCCGACCAUCUCUAAGCUCGCACCCUUCCUCAGCAACACUACUAGCAACAAGCUCGCCUUCUUGAUCGAACCCAUGGUCCACUCCGACGGCGCUGUCUGCUACAACUACGCCGUCAAGUGGGGCUUCCUGUCCAUGCUCCUGUUCCUGGAGCUUAUCAUCAUCGUCUGGUUUUUCAUGAUUGUCCAGGUCGCCAUCCGCGUCGUGCGCGGCAGCGGCGCCGAUGACAGCCGCAGCGACGACGAGAACGGCGACGAGGAGGAGGAGGAAGAAGAAGCGGACAACGACGACUUUGUGAGCGGCGGCGAUGGGAAUGGCCACACUCAGCAAGCCGAGCCUCUCGAGGAAGAGGUCGGUGUCGAGGCGCUUGACCUCAAGGGUUGGGAGCGCCGGACAGGUGUCAAGCGUGUCGCGUCGACCUCGACCGGUGUCAGCCUGCCGGGCCACCACAGCGACCGCAAAGAGCUGUUGGGCCGUAUUGGCUGCGAGAAGCAGGUCGACUAA